Messenger RNA from Salvia splendens (bonfire salvia), 888 nucleotides. RefSeq names its product transcriptional regulator ATRX homolog. NCBI's taxonomy places the organism in Eukaryota, Viridiplantae, Streptophyta, Magnoliopsida, Lamiales, Lamiaceae. The record is from RefSeq and is a predicted model, not a curated record. The transcript has 2 exons. Bases 1 to 888 code for a protein of 295 amino acids.
AUGACUGAUGAGGAGUUUGAGGAGCUGUUGAACGUGGUAACCAGGAUGGAAGAUGGCACUUCCCAGAUGGCUGAGGGUGAUCCAAAGGCAGAACGGCUGAAGCCAAAGAGAGUAUUGCAAAGAUGCCUCGGGAAAUGGACAUCCAACAUGGCAGGAGCAAACACGGCAGCAAGUGCAUUGGAAAUCUCUAGUGAAGAACACAGGGCUACUCCUACAAAACCUGGGGAGGAAUCCUUGUCGGCUACCAACUUGAAAGAUGCCUCGACAGCAACCGAGGUGGUCUCACCCACGCCGAGUGACCAGAGGGAAGAAACUGACACGAUGGUUGAGGGUCUGGACCUCGCAUCGGAGUCAGUAGGGCACCCAGAGCCAAGAGAUGACAAUACCCAGUCUACUACCCAGAAGGAGCCUUCAACACCAACAGAGGAGAGACCGGAGGAAAAUGAAGACGGAGAUGAGGACAGAUACCGCAAGAAGAGGAAAAGGAAGGGGAAAGCCCAUGUUAAGAAGAAACCAAGCAGUAAGAAGCAACGCACGGUCAACACCGGCAUCGCCAUCACAGAGUCAGAUCAGAGAGCCCCACCGCGCCGAAAGGAGCCGAGUGACAGUGAGUAUACCGCAAGUGAAGAAUCGAGGUCAGAAAGCGACGUAUCCCUAGAGGACGAGGAGUAUGGGGAGAAGCAGCUCCCACACAACCAUCGAGAGUUGAUGCAUCCUCCCGUGAAAAGAUUGAAGUACCAGCGUCGGAAGGUAGAGCUCACUGACGAGCUAAUAGAAGACAUGAAGCACUUCAGCACUAAAAGCUUCAGGAUGCGUUUGAUGACAAUGAUGACAACAAGCAAAUUAAGAGUGGGAAGGUACUCUUUUUCCCAGCACUUGAUGAAUUGA